Messenger RNA from Penicillium taxi, 1734 nucleotides. It is a transcript of the gene trm6, whose product is annotated as tRNA 1-methyladenosine methyltransferase subunit GCD10. The record is from RefSeq and is a predicted model, not a curated record. Gene Ontology annotation, cellular component: nucleus; tRNA (m1A) methyltransferase complex. The transcript has 2 exons. Gene Ontology annotation, biological process: tRNA methylation. Lineage: Eukaryota; Fungi; Ascomycota; Eurotiomycetes; Eurotiales; Aspergillaceae. The coding region runs from base 1 to 1734 and encodes 577 amino acids.
AUGCAUUCCUCCAUUCGCCCUGACCAAUAUGUGGUCAUACAGUUGCCUUCAGAUCAGUCUCGCAUUCUUAAGCUAGUCCCGAACACCAUCGUUCAACUGGGCAAAUUUGGCAGCUUCGCCGCGAAUCAGGUCAUCGGACGUCCUUUCUACCUAACAUUCGAGAUACUCGAUGCCCCUGAGGCUGGUGGCUACCAGCUCCGCGUGGUCUCAGCGACAGAAUUGCAUGCGGAAAAUUUAAUCGAAGAGGCUGAUGCAGACGAAGAUGAUGUCCAGGAAUCGGGCGAGGGAAUUCCCAUGCGCACGAAUCGCAACAUCGUGGAUGAUGCUUCAACACAGAAAAUGACGCUCCAGGAAAUUGAGGAGCUGAAGAAAGAGGCAGGUGUCGCCGGCAAGGAUAUCGUCGCAAAGCUCUUGGAAUCACACACAGCUUUGGAUCAGAAGACGGCAUUCUCAAAGGCUAAAUAUACACUCCGGAAGCGCAAGAAGUACAUUCGCCGAUUUUCUGUCCAGCCUUUGGACGUCAGUGUCCUCACCAAUUACUUACUGUCGUCGCGGGAUACUGGAAAAACGAUGGAAUUGCGAGACGAGCACAUUGGCCUUAUUGGAUGCUUGGGUAACGUUCACCACGGUGGAAAUGUUUCACUCGAUGAUAUCAGGCCGAAUGGUCGGUACUUUGUCGUUGAUGAAACCGGUGGUCUCGUUAUUGCCGCAAUGGCUGAGCGAAUGGGAAUUUUGUACCCUCGCGAAGAGGAUGAUGAAAUCUUGUCUGCUGUAGACGGCAAUGAAGGGGAACAGACCACUGAAAAUGUAGAGGUUGCUGCGAAUGAUGACGAAAAUGCACAGUUUGCCGUUUCGGACGGCCGAUUUCCUACAGAAAACACUGGAGAAGCAAAGCCAACAUCUCAUAAUCCUCGGCGCAAUCGUCCCCGCCCCAUGUCAGCAACUGGGAACACAUUGACUGUCGUCCACGCCAACCCCCAACCCAACCUUUCUCUCUUGAAGUACUUUGGCUACGAUUUGAACAGCCCCGAUGAAAAUCACCCCCUCUACACUCACCUGAAGACCGUGUCCUGGUUACAGCUCGUGAACCCUUCCUUGGACCCUAUAAUAGCCAACCCACCCGCCGAACUUUCAGCGGAAGAACUAGCCGCACUCAAACCCAGCAAGCGUAGCUCAUAUAACUACAAGCGCUCACGAUGGGAACGAGUGAAGACCGUGACCGAAGAAGCACGCCGGGGCGAACUUGAUGGUCUCAUCGUAUCCACUCUUAUGGAACCCUCCAGCGUCUUGAAACACCUGGUCCCGCUUCUUGCUGGAUCAGCAUCGGUUUCCAUCUAUUCCCCAUACGUCGAGCCGCUCGUACAGCUCAUGGAUCUCUACUCUAUUGCUCGAAGAACGGCCUUUAUCAAUCGUAAGCGGGAGUUAGAAGCUCAGCAAGCAUCCGAAGAUGACACUGUCGACUUAUCCUCGCUAUAUGAGGAAUUUGAAAUCGAUCCUACUCUACUGCUGACUCCAUCACUGCAAACCUCACGUAUCCGAGCAUGGCAGGUGUUGCCCGGUCGGACACACCCUCUAAUGACGAGCCGGGGUGGUGCUCAGGGAUAUCUUUUCCACGGCAUCCGAGUCAUUCCCAUGUCAGAGAACAUCCAAGCAGCAGGUACAUUCCGGAAAAAGCGCAAGGUAGAAACGACAUCUACGCCCGCUAGCGACCGGGACGUUGUGAUGACAUCCUAA